AUGAAGGUCGAUGAAAAGAACGGUUCUGUGGCUGUAGAACAUAGUGGCGAUCAAGAGGGUGUUGUGCAGUCUAAGGAAAAUGUGGCGCAGAGAUGGCUCAGAGCUGCGUCGUUUAAAGAAAUUUUGGGAUCCGAUGCUAGCCAUAAGUAUCGUCAAGAAGAGAAGUUCAUCAUUAACGAAACGGCUGAAGACUAUGAAACGAUUACCGUCGAGUACAUCAAGAAGUAUCAAAUGGAUCUCAAGUGCUAUACAAAUGUGCUGUCAAAAGAAUCUGAAGCAGACAGAAUCAUUUUUGAAGAUCCGGAUCCUCAUAACGGUUUUAUUCUGUCUCCUGACAUAAAAUGGGAUGGCACGUCACUGGAAAAUCUUUACGUUUUGGCAAUGAUUCACCGAAAAGGAGUUCGAUCAAUACGGUUACGUCGUGAAGAAGUCCAUAUAUCAGAGAAUCAUGCGGCCAUUGAGAAAACACACCGUAAUGACGAUCAAGAUCAGAUUGUUCUUAUGACGGCAGAAGGUCGCAUAUGGAAUCACAAUUUAGAUAAAUUCGAUAAAGCAAUUUUCUUCUUCGAUACAGGAGCACAAAAAACUAUAAUCGAAGAAAAUUUUGCAAUGAAGCUCGGACUUCCCAGUAUAAGGACAGAAACAUGUACAAUGUCAGGAAUCGGAGGCAACACAGAAAUAUUCAAGAGCAGCAUUGUAAGCGUCAGAAUAGGUACUGCCUAUGGAAAGGACAUGGAAAUUCUGAUACAAACCAAGCCAGUCCUAACGAAGGGAUUUCCUGGAGUUCGCUUGUGUGCUGUAGAUAAGCAAUUCCUUCAGGACCGGAAUAUUCUUGUCUGCAACCCGAACAUACGAGGUGAACACCAACUGCCCAAAAUCCUGGUGGGGCUUGACUACUACUAUAAUUUCAUACUCGACAACAGCAGCCUCAUAACUCCAUCAGGCUUGCGUCUGGCAAAUACAGUCUUCGGCCCAUCGAUUCACGGACGUGGAUCGAUCGAUCCUCAAGACGUCACUACAACGAUGCCUGCAAUUUCUUACAACAUGACUGCGAUUACGGAAAUGACGAAAAGCACGAUGCCUGACAAGCUCUUCGAUCCAGACGGCAUGGGAAUCCCA
This is a messenger RNA of Ostertagia ostertagi, 1119 nucleotides long. NCBI's taxonomy places the organism in Eukaryota, Metazoa, Nematoda, Chromadorea, Rhabditida, Trichostrongylidae. The record is from the annotation of a GenBank genome assembly.